UAACAACACCCUACUCGCAACUCACGAAUAUCUGGUCAGCGAGAAGAAGCAAAAGGGUGCGGUUCGCCAUGAGUCAUAUAUCAAACAGCACAACACUAGAAGUCGUCAGACGGAAAAGCGAGAAAUCCGAUCGUGGAUGACAGGGACGGAGGAAUGGACGAUGACGGAGGAAUGA
Ambispora gerdemannii is the source of this 175-nucleotide messenger RNA. Lineage: Eukaryota; Fungi; Glomeromycota; Glomeromycetes; Archaeosporales; Ambisporaceae. The record is from the annotation of a GenBank genome assembly.